GUAUACCGGGAAAAAAGAGAGGAAAAAAGAUAUCCAGAGCACAGCUAAGCGCGGGAAAAGCAUCUGCUAACAAAUGCGCGCACGCUUAAAUUAAAGGAAAUGCGGAGCACUGAGUCAGUGAAAAAAAAGAAAAAAAGAACCCUAAUCCCUUGAACCUCAAAUUGGGGAAGAAAAGGCGAAUCUUUUGAUCAGAGAUGGAAGAGAGAAGAGAAUUUCCGGCAUUUCCCUACGAACCCUACUCUAUUCAGCUAGAUUUCAUGAACUCCCUUUACCAUUCCCUCACUAAAGGCGGUGUUGCCAUGCUAGAAAGCCCCACUGGGACUGGUAAAACGCUCAGUAUAAUUUGUAGUGCCCUUCAAUGGCUUCUUGAUAGAAAGCAACAGCAGAAAACACAAUGGGAGUCUCCUUCAAAUUUAAGCGGGAAACAAGAAGAUUAUUUGGGGGCUGAAGAUGAACCAGAUUGGAUGAGGAACUUUGUCAUUAAUAAAGAUACCAAAUCGCCCGAGAAGAAGACAAAGAAAAAGAAGCAAUUGGGAUUCGACAAAAGAUUUGAUAGGAAGGGGAAAAGAGAAGUUGUCAGAGAUUUAAUUACUAACGGGGGAGGGAAGGAGGAAGAUACUGAGAUCGAAAAGGUAAACAAUUUAAUGGCAAAACAUGAGGUUGAGGGAAUGGAUGAAGAGGAGUUUUUGGUUGAAGAGGAGUUUUUGGUUGAAGAGUAUGAGAGUGACGAUGAAAAUGGAGGACAAUCUAAAAGGAAGGGUGGUGGGGUUUUGGUUAAUUCCUCGAGUGAGGAAGAAAAGGACGAAGAUAGCAUGGAAGAUGAGGAGGAAGAGGCUAGACCUAAGAUUUACUUUUGCAGCCGGACACAUUCACAACUUUCACAAUUUGUAAAGGAGUUAAGGAAGACUAAAUUUGCAGCUGAAGUGAAGGUUGUAUGCUUAGGGUCUAGGAAGAAUUUCUGCAUUAAUCAAGAGGUGUUGAAGCUAGGCAGCUCCACUCAGAUAAAUGAGAGAUGUUUGGAGCUUCAGAAAAGUAGGAAGAUAGAAAAUUCUAAAAUAUCUAAAACCAAGGACAUAGGAGCUGGUGGCAGAGCGAGGAGGUCCAAGAGUUCCUCAGGUUGCCCAAUGCAUAGAAAUCACAAAAGAGGAAAAGAAUUCCAAAGUGAGGUUUCUCAACAAGGGCCUAUGGAUAUUGAGGAUCUUGUUCAGAUUGGACGUGACUUGAAAACUUGCCCUUACUAUGGCUCAAGAAGCCUGGUACACACAGCAGAUCUUGUGGUUCUUCCUUAUCAAUCUCUUCUUUCAAAAUCAUCACGUGAAUCUCUUGGUUUAAGUUUAAAAGAUAGUGUUGUUAUCAUAGAUGAAGCUCAUAAUUUAGCUGAUUCCCUCGUCAGCAUGUACGACUCAAAAAUUACAUUUGUACAGUUGGAACUUGUGCAUUCUCACUUGGAGAGUUACUUCGUACGGUUUCGCAAUCUGUUAGGGCCAGGCAACCGAAGGUAUAUCCAAAUAAUCAUGGUCCUUACUCGGGCUUUUCUACAAGCUUUGGGUAAUGAGAAUUGUCAAAGCAACUUUGACCCCGUUUGUAAUGCUGAGGGAAGUAAAAGUGGCUUUGAUUCAUCCAUGGCCAUAAACGAGUUCCUAUUUGCCCACAAUAUUGACAACAUAAACCUGUUUAAGCUCUUGCGAUAUAUAGAAGAAAGCAAUAUAAUUCACAAGGUAUGUGGAUAUGGACAUAAAUUAGCUCUCUCAGAAGAAGUUUCAGCAUUGAAAAUGGACGACCAAAGCAGUCAUGAUGAAAGUGCAUUAUCUGGUUUCCGAGCAUUAGUUAACGUAUUACUGUCACUAACAAAUAGAGAUGGAGAUGGAAGAAUAAUAAUAUCAAAGACAAGGCCAAAAUGCUCCAGGCAACAAGGAGGGUAUUUGAAAUAUGUCAUGCUCACGGGAGAAAGGAUAUUUUCUGAGAUCUUGAAUCAAGCUCAUGCCGUCAUAUUGGCUGGUGGGACUUUGCAACCCAUAGAGGAAACAAAAGAACGCCUGUUUCCUUGGUCGCCGCCGGAUCAGUUGCAUUUCUUUUCCUGUGGUCAUAUCAUCCCAUCUGAAAAUAUUCUACCAAUUGUUGUUUCUCAGGGGCCUUCUCGCCACUCCUUUGAUUUUAGUUACAGUGCCAGAAGCUCUUCAGUCACGAUACAAGAAUUAGGGCUUUUGGUCUCUAAUUUGGUAAAUCUUGUUCCUGAAGGCAUGGUUAUUUUCUUCUCAUCAUUUGACUAUGAAGGCCAGGUAUAUGAUACAUGGAAGGAGUCGGGCAUCAUUGGAAGAAUUAUGAAACGGAAGCGCAUAUUUAGAGAGCCUAGAAAAAGUACAGAUGUGGAAACUGUUUUGAAGGAAUACAAGGAAACAAUUGAUGCACUGUCCCAUAACAGUUCUAAGCAGGACACUGUAUCACGCAACGGUGCAAUUCUCCUUGCUAUUGUGGGUGGGAAAGUAUCAGAAGGUAUCAACUUUAGCGAUGGGAUGGGUCGAUGCAUAGUCAUGGUUGGAUUGCCCUAUCCUAGUCCAGCCGACAUCGAGUUGAUGGAGAGGAUCAAGCAUAUUGAAGGAUUUGAUACUGCUAGUGGUAAGAACACCAAAUUCCAGGCUCCAAGGAGCUGGUAUAGUGGAGAUGCUCAAGCUGGACUUGACAUCCUAAAAAGCUGCAAGCAUAGAGGGAAGCAGUAUUAUGAGAAUCUUUGCAUGAAAGNUAUCUUGAUCCUUAAGUAUAAUUUAAUGUCUGAUAUUAUAGCAAUUCGGCAUAUUAAUGACUAUGCUGCUAUCCUGUUAGUUGAUACACGCUAUACAUUUGAUUCUUCUGAAAGAAGCUCCUCCCACUCAACCAACAAGCUCCCGCAGUGGAUUAAAAGCCGUCUUGUUUCUGCAACGAAGAAUUACGGAGAACUCCACAAACUGCUGCAUCAAUUCUUCAAGUUCCACAAAGGCAAAGAGGACAAAGAUUUUGGCCCCAAAAAACCAGCUCUCCACUUGAAGGCACUUGACACAAUUGAUACAAACAGUAAUUCGUACUCGAUUAAAGGCAAAUUCUGGCCUUGCUUCAAUUAUUACUUGGGGUCCCAGUGGUCUAAAACUGCAUGA
Nicotiana tabacum (common tobacco) is the source of this 3128-nucleotide messenger RNA. The record is from RefSeq and is a predicted model, not a curated record. Lineage: Eukaryota; Viridiplantae; Streptophyta; Magnoliopsida; Solanales; Solanaceae.